AUGCGCCGCGCCGCCGCCCCACCCACCUUGCAUGCCCCUCCUCACCACCACGCGGAAUUGCACGCCGACCUCCAUGCUCAUCUAGAUGGUCUUGAGACGGACGUGUAUCCUAGACUUGCCGAUCUCGAUGCGGGAUUGCACACCAUUCUCUCCCACCGUGAGCAAGCGUGGCUGCACGAUGUGGGCAUCGGAUUGGACGGCCUUGACGCUAAUCAGAUUCUCCUCCAAUUGGGAUUGCAUGCGCAGCUGCACCUACGACACACCCUUACGCGCGGCUGCAAGUACGCCGCCGGCGCAGGAAAACGUAUCAGUUGUGCCAUAUGGGAUGACGGAACGCCGGCCUGCACGCAAGCGUUGGACAGGCGCACCCAGAGUAGCGAGUGUUGCACGUUGGCCUCUGAAGAUUCGCGGUGCACUACAGGCAGCAUUGCAAAUUCCGCGUGCAUUGCAAAUUCAGAGUAUGUCCUUUGUUUUCUCACUUUCAUGGAGAUAAAGUCCUUUGUGUUGUCCAUGUAUAAAUUGCUAGCUGCAUGUAUAGGAUACAUAUCUACAAUAUGAUGCAAAAAGAAUUACCUGGAGUUACGACACAUGUGUAAGAAUGUGAACGUUGUAAAUAUGUUAUAAUCUAUUUGUAGUA
Messenger RNA from Triticum dicoccoides, 637 nucleotides. RefSeq lists its product as uncharacterized. The transcript has 2 exons. The record is from RefSeq and is a predicted model, not a curated record. NCBI's taxonomy places the organism in Eukaryota, Viridiplantae, Streptophyta, Magnoliopsida, Poales, Poaceae. The coding region runs from base 1 to 558 and encodes 185 amino acids.